Messenger RNA from Haliotis rufescens (red abalone), 1292 nucleotides. RefSeq names its product zygote arrest protein 1-like. Lineage: Eukaryota; Metazoa; Mollusca; Gastropoda; Lepetellida; Haliotidae. Gene Ontology annotation, cellular component: cytoplasm. The transcript is spliced from 2 exons. Gene Ontology annotation, biological process: translation. The coding region runs from base 211 to 498 and encodes 95 amino acids. The record is from RefSeq and is a predicted model, not a curated record. Gene Ontology annotation, molecular function: mRNA base-pairing post-transcriptional repressor activity.
AGGAUAGGCGUUUACGCCAGGUUUCCAGCGACUCAGUUACUUUCGCUUUGUUUUCCGAGAAACUGAGUGACAUUCCCAAUCACAGCUCCAAACCACGUAUUCAGUGAUAACAGUUGUCACAUACACGUAUAUAUCACUGUGAGGAGCCAACAACGUGUCAGCUCUUUUCUACAUAUCUGCCAUCGUGCUGCUGUUGUCCUGCUGUCCACGAUGUCUGACCGACGCUAUGGCUACUUCCGCUGUUCUAAGUGUAACGCCCACUGGGAGAGUUCCCAUGUUUACUGCCACGGUUUCAAGGCUGUGUACAAACAGGACUGCAAGUCGUGUAAAAUAGGCUGCCUCCCAUAUCGGGUAGAGAAGAUGAUCUGUUCCGUGUGCGGUAGUAAAGAUUGCACAUGCACCAGUGAAGACCGGAAAAAUAGGAAUAUUGAUCUCAACAAACCUCACAGGUCUGACCUGUGUCACAAGUGCAGGUCUGGGCGACCGUGCAGAUACUGAGGUUGCAGCAUUGCACUGAAAGUUGACUGCCUACAGCACCAGACAUUAAGGAUUGCCUAUCUCUCCAUAGAUAGAUGGUAAUAAUGAUGAUGAUGAUGACGAAAAUUCUUUGGUAAUUGAAAUGUCUGACAAAACCUAAACACUAUCCUCCAGCUUGUGAGUUUUUAUGGGUUUCUUUAGAUGUUUGUAAGUGCACAGUAAAUAUAACAAUUACCUUUGUCUAAUUUGCUUUUAAUCCGUACGACACUUGGUUUUUGUAACGAAUUUACCCAAUGAAAUGAUUGAAUUAUAUUAUAAAACUGCAGGGCAAACACAAAAUGAUAUUUACUUUGGCAGGUUACCAGACAAUUGAGCUCUGUUCAACAGAUUUAUUUUUAAAAGUUGCGUCAUUUGUUUGAGAACCGCACCGUGACGUUCAUGGAAGUCGUUUUAGUAUGUGUGUAUUAUUGUAAACAAGAGGCCAUAUACAUCCAUACUAUUCAAAAUCACUCCACUGAAAGACAUCAAGGGAAAUCCUACUUCUAGUUUCGUUCUCCAUCUGUUAGUCACACAUAAUCUGUAUAUGGGUGUAAACAAACUCCAUAUUUGGCAUGUAACAGAUCAAUAUCAUUCCUUGAAUACGACACUCAGACAUGGGCAGUUUGCCAGGGUGUCUUGUAAAGGGAGAUAACCAUGGUUGCUGUUGUUCAGGUGGGCGUAAAUGGACCUUAGUUCUAAAAAUACCACGUACCUGCAUACUGAUGUCAUAUCUAUCCAUGCAGUUUAUAUAAAUAAAACAUUUCAUUGCCAUGAUU